AUGGUGGGCCUCACGGGAGCGCGCUCGGCGGCUGAUGAGAGCCUGCUGGAGGCCAUAUUCCGCGCGAAUCCGCACGGCGGCAAGCUGCAGGUGCUCGAUGCCCGCCCCAAGGUCAACGCCGUGGCCAACACGGCGGCGGGAGCCGGCUACGAAACGCCCAAGCAGUACCCGUUCAUCACCCCGCCGCAGUUCCUGGGCCUCCCCAACAUCCACACCGCCCGCGACGCCUACAAGAAGCUCCGCACGCUCUGCCAGCGGCCGGACGACCCCAAGUGGGCCGUCAACCUGGAAGCCACCGGAUGGCUCGAGUGGGUGCGUCUCCUGCUGCAGUCGUCGGCCUACAUGACGGAGCUGAUCGACAAGCAAAGCGCGUCCAUCCUCGACGGAUGGGACCGAACGAGCCAGUUGGUGAGCCUGUCGAUGAUGCUGCUCAAUGAGAACUAUCGCACCCUGCGGGGAUUCAUGGCGCUGCUGGACAAGGAGUGGAUCAAUUUCGGGCACAAGUUCGGGGAGCGCACGGGCCACGGCCAUCCCAACUACGCACACGACCAACGAGGGCCCAUAUUCCUGCAGUUCAUCGAUGCGUGCAUCCAGCUCCUGCAGCAGUUCCCGGCGUCGUUCCAGUUCAAUUCGAACCUCCUGAUCUUCCUCCUUGAUGCGCUCUACAGCUGCCAGUUUGGCAACUUCCUGUGCGACAACGAGAAGGAGCGGGAAGAGGCGUCCGUGCAGCAGGAGACGACGUCGAUCUGGACCUACGUCAUGCUCAACCAGUCCGAGUUCACCAACGUCUUCUACCGGCCCAACCCCCACGUCCUCGUGCCCAACUGCUCGCGGGCCCGCAUGAUCUUCUGGGCCGAGUACUACCUGCGCUGGAGCCCGGCCCGUCCGCAGUACCUCGUCGAGCAGCAGCACUACGUGCCCGCUGGUGAGGCCUACCAGCUCUUCGCCAGCGAGGACUGCUCGGCCAGCUCGCAAGAAACGACAGAACCACGCCGACCAGCAACUACUGCGGAGGACGCGGCACCGUUGACGAGCGCCACCUCUGCGCAGCCCCCACUCCACCAAAACGAAACGCCCUGA
Acanthamoeba castellanii str. Neff is the source of this 1080-nucleotide messenger RNA. RefSeq names its product Myotubularinrelated protein. Lineage: Eukaryota; Discosea; Longamoebia; Acanthamoebidae. The record is from RefSeq and is a predicted model, not a curated record. The transcript has 8 exons. Bases 1 to 1080 code for a protein of 359 amino acids.